AUGGAAGAAGGGAGAAAAUGUUGGUUCAUUUUUUUUCUUUGUAGUAGUAUUUGUUUAUUUCCGAAGGUCGGGAAAAAUAUUUUUCGAUUUUCAUUUCGAACUUAUUAUUACUAUCGUGUUCAAGUAAGCGCCAAUGUCAACGAAGUGUAGCGAAAAUCGCACGAAAAAAUUUCAAAUAUCUGAAAAACCAUUUUACAAAAACUUUUCGGCGAAUCAUGGAAUUAAAUAUUACAAAAAAAUGUAUUAAUCGAGAUUUGAAAAUUUCCGAGGACGUUAAGAAAGAUCCAAUAGGCAUUUUAGAAAGGAUUAACUUUCUGAUGCUAAUUUUUUCUGGGAAUUGUAUCAAAAUUUCAAGAAUGCGCACAGUUUCAAAGCUCGAGCUCAAUGCCUAGGUAUUAUCAGAAAAAAAGGAAAGAAGCUAAAUAAAAAAUGCUAAAGUUUUUGUUCUUUCAAUCAAGCCCAAAAAAAGGUCAACAGAAAAAGAUUUGGGGAAAUACUUGACCGAACUUCUGAAGGCCGGAUUCCAGUUGAUAAAUGGUCGCUGAUGGUGUGUUAUCAGUGGGGCGCGGAAGGGCUCCGCUUCGUCUGGCCUUCCUUCCCAGCAAUCAAUUGACGAUCAGCGCAGUUUUACGAGAUUCCGUUAAAAUCUCCAUGCAAAAUGUUUGAUGGAGGCGACAGACGAGAAAAAAAAAGAGCGGUGGGCGGAGUCUGCCCCGGGGUACCGGAAAUGCUGCAAACGGUUUUUCCUGCAACAGACGAGGCACCGUCUCUUCAGAGCUCCCAGUUACAUUUAAAUUUUUUUCAAAUUUUUUUAAAUAGCUUUAUUUUUUUUAAUUGCAAACUUUCUCAUUACUUUCAGUAUCAAGAAACAACAAGCCUUAUAAUUUUUUUGGUCUUGAAAAAAAUAUUAUUUUCACUACAUCGUGUGAACAAUGUGAAGUGAACUUUUUUUAAAUUUUGUCAAACAUUUUUGAUGAAUAUUCAUUGGCCUAUAUUUUUGUUACAUUCUUUCCAAAAAGGUUUCACCAGUACUAGGCAAAAAAUGAGGUCUCAAAAAUACGUCACGUCGGAACUUUUAAACUUUUUUUCCCUCUCCCUGCUCUUUCAGACAUCUCGACAAGUUUUUGUGAAUCAACUUGUGCAAUACUCGAAAUUACGCAUAGUAAACAAGUAAACAGUGAGAAUGUCUUGGAACCACGCGAAAUGACUCAAUAUUUGUGCGCAAAUCAGAUUGAUCAGCGGAUAUUGGACGCGUCAUUCAGAGUGAUAAACGUCGGUCCCAACGGUUGUUUUUCAGUUGAGUCCCAUCCUCAUUAUAAGUGUGCGACAAUGAUACGCGUGGCGGUCUUCCUGACCUUCGCGGCUAUAGGAACCGUUGCGUCGGACUCGCCACUACUCGAAGCCUACCGACGCAUGUUCGGCGUGGCCGACGUCGCCGAUCCGCCGGUUAUGCUGGAAGUCUUCGGCGAGUCGCUUUGUCCCGACACCACCAGGUUUUCCAUCAUGUUCUACUCCAGUUGUCUUUAUAAUGUCCCACCAAUUUAUUUUCUCAAUUUCGAAAAUCUUCGGCCGCCCGUUGAAUGGGUCGAGACAGUCAGCUUUUGAGGCUUUUCCGACCAAAAACGGGGUCAUGGCAAAGCAUUUGAGCGACUAGCUUUAGGUUCUCAGAGCCAUUCCACGAGCGAUCAUUGUGUUUGAAGUUUUGGAUGGGAGAAAUGUAUACCUUUUCUAAGGAAUUCGAACAUUUGAAAGUUCAUUUUUUUCGUCGUUUCUCCUUCAUCUUUAUUUUUCAAAUAUUUUAGACAAUGUUUUUUUUUCUAGUUUCUCACCUAACAGCUCAAACUGUGAUUUUCAAACUAGGAGAAUUAUUAGAAUUUUCUAGUUAAUACCCAUUUCAAAGUAAGAGUUUGCUUUCAGAUCUACAUUUUGCCUUUUAUUUUCAGUUUUUCCAAAAAAACUGAAAUCUCAUCGAAAAGAACGGAAGACCAAAAAAAUCUUUUGAUGUUUUUGAAUGAUCAAUUAUUCGUUGCCAUUUCGAAAACAUUUUUAUUUAUUUUUUUGGUUUGAUUUGCUCUCAUAAAUAAUAAAAAGCUGAACAAAUUUUUCAAGCAUAAGAAGUCUGGAAUUCUUUUUUUCCUUGCAUUGAAAUUGUUUUUUUCGACCGGGAAGAACAAUUAAUUAAACAUUUUUGAUUCCUUGGUUCACUGCUUUCCAAUGAAAAAGUCAUUCUUUAUUCUUUUUUUAUUCAAAUUGUGAGAGAAUUUCAAUAAAAAAACUAUUCCUUUCAUAGCCGAAAAAUUUUUCUGAAGAAAAUUUCAUUGAAUAGGGAACAAAGAAACUUUUUUUGGUGCUUUUCCUUUAAAAAAAGAAUUGAGAAAGGCACCCGGAAUAAUAAAGGAAAGAGCGUUGGCGUUUUGUUACAGUUUCAGAAUCUCAAAAUGUCGUAAAAGAUAGAAGUUUAUGACGGGAAAGCUGUAAACUUUCCUGGAAAAGGUCCCUCAUGGAUAUGUAUUUAAGCUUUUAAGUAUUGAAGUUAAAUUUGCAGAUUCCUGAAAGAGCAUCUUUUACCGACAGCAAAAGCGUUAGAAGGAACUGGAUCAUUGAUUUUGAAGUACCAUCCUUCGGGAGUUCAAUCGGAAUGCUACCUGGAAAAUGGACUGUACAGGUAGUUUGAAGAAAGAACCGUUAAUUGAAUAUACUUUCUUGGUGUUGGAGAAAAAAAAUUUUUUACGGAGUAACCUGAGAAAUUGUUAAAAAAAUUAUAUGAGAAGACCCGUUGUUUCGAGGAAAAAAAUAAAUGACGGAUACAGUUUUUUUAAGAAAGUUCUCAUUUUCUUUUUUUUCUUCGCAGUUUUGAAUGGAAUAUUCUAUUUUUCCAUCGGCUUUUCACUUCUUACUGAUGCAUAUUUUUUUCCAAAUCCUUCAAAGUAGCACAGGAAUCAAUAAAUAGUUUCUAUCGCCUACCUCAUUUAAAAUAAUUAGAUUCUGGAUCAACUCUUGUUCAGCAAUAUAAAAAAUCAUCAUGUCCGAUUUUGAAUGAGAAAAGCUUCGUGAGAUGGAAGCUUUAGCCCAAACAUUUUUCGAAAGGCAACUAGGCUUUAAGGAAAAGUCUUCAGAACGGAGUUCGUUCGAGAUAAUUGAGCUGACGAUUGGUAAAGUAUUCGCCAUUGUUUUGGCCAGUUUGAGGAUGUUGUUAAAGCGUCUCGUUUUGACGCUAUUGAAGUUUUGAAGAUUCCUAAUCAGACUCGAGAAAUCCCAACGAAUUCUCGUUCAGAUGCGAGUGUCAGCACGGCGACCGCGAAUGUUUGCUCAACCAGCUCCAGUCGUGCGUCAUCUCGGCUCUGGAGAUUCCUCAGCUCUACCUGCCCGUCGGUAAGGCUUUACCAACUUUUGAGGCCGAAUGCAAGGUAUUGAUAUAUUGGGUUUGGCCAGAAAAGCUGACCCGACCAAAUUCAUAAAAUCUCGCCCAAUUGUUGCAAUCUUGUUCGAGAGUUGACACAAUAUUGAAUAGAAAAUUUCAGAAUGGGCGUUUGAAACGUGUGUACUCAUUUUAACUCCAAUAAACAUGACAUUUUUUUCCUUUCAAUAAAAAUAUCUUUGAAUAGGAAUCUAAACGGAGUGUUCUAUUUAAUUCGAAUGGAUAUGAGUCAGAGUUUUGCCUCUCAGAGAACAAAGGACCAAGAAGAAAAAAACAGAUAUUUUUUUCGAUUCAUUUAAAAAUCAAACUUUUUUCAAGAAAAAAAAAGUAAAUCUCUGCUCAGUGAACUACUAACGCUGCUGUUGUUUUUUACUUUUAAGAGGACUACAAGAAGAUUUUUUUUUCCUACCAUCUUAGAGUUUAACAAAAACAGGAAUAAUUCAAAAACCAGUCGUUUUAGCAACUAUUUCUUUUGGAUCUCAAAGAAAACUUCUAUUUUUGACCGUCGUGCCGUCGUUAAAUUGUUUCUGAUCGACGACCUCGAAAGUUUCAGAGGGCUCUUUAAAAUUUGAAUUUUACAGCAGCUGAGCGAUGGGGACAACUUCAAGUUGUUGGAAAAUUAGAAAAUAAAGAUAUUCUUUCGAAAAAGUUUUGGGAACUUUGAUAAUAGACAUUUUGCAUGAAAAACUGUUUUUGGCAAGUUUUCUGUUGAAAGGACUCUUUUUCAGUUGUCUGUAUACAAGGAAGAAGCUCCUUCCGAUCGGCUAUUUCCGAGUGUAUCGAAAACGCCGAACCACGGCCAGAACUCGACUCCAGCUUGUAAGUUGUGCAAAAAAUCGUAAUUUUGAAAAUUUUGUACCUCCAACAAAACUAGCGAUUUCUGAGAACUAUUUAUCGGAUAUUGAAGCAAUUAAAAUGCUGUUUUGGAGGGUCAGAGAUAAUUUUGAAUUUCGCAAAAAUCAUUUUGAACACGCAAAUACAAAUGAGAACGAUUAAAAAAGUAUUUUUAUGUUGAUAGAUAUUCUGGUAAAUCGAGUCUUAAAAAUGAGGGAACUGCGAAAAACCGCCAUUCGACAAGAAGAAUAGGAAGAUAACUGAAUUAAUUUUUAGCCAAGUUUGUUUCUAUGCAUAUGAAUACAAGAUUUUCAAAUUAUUUUCUUUUUGAUUUUCCAUUUACUCUUUUUAAACUUCCAAUUAUCGUUCCCAUUUUAGAAUGCGCUUUUUCAUUGUUUUCUGUUUUUGAUCUCUUUUGCUUUCUUCAGGCACGUAGCAUGUUUUUUUAGAGAAUAUCGCUUUGAACGUAGAAAUGUCCAUCUAUUAAAAAUAUGCUGUGAACUUUUUCACCUCGUACCUUUCCUAACGAUUCGAGAAAAGUUUUAUAUCUUGCAAGGAAGGAAAACAUAGAAUAAACCAUUAUUCAAGGUUAUGUUUAAAAAAAAAAUGUUUUUUAGUAUGGCCAGCUGUGCAAAGAGCCAGCUCGGAGUGAAGCUUCUCGUGCAGCAGAACAACGAAAGAAAGAGAAUCGCUCCUAAUCUCGACUGGGUACAGCAUUUUCUUUCUUUAAAUAAUGCUUUUUGUGUAAAAUGCAUGUAUUCACGUUUACCGGAGUCAUAACGACGUAGAGAAGUCAAAAUAGCCUGCCGAAAAUGGACAAAAAAGCUCAAAAACUGAUUUUCGACGGUCUGUUUUUCAGUGCUCUAUGGUGCUUAGCCGUAAUUUUAUUUUUGAGUACUCAUAUCAAGGACUAUCUUUAACCGAAUUUUGACCGAAAUCUGGGCUUUUCUUCUUUGACACUUCCUCGUGAGCCACGCUUCCUUAGUUUUUGAAACCUUUUUUCUUCAUUUCUGUGACUUCUCCCAAUUUUUUGUGCUUUCCUUCGAAUUUUUUGAUCAUUUUAGGUGCCCUGGAUCAUAAUCGAUGGACGACGAGAACCAGAAGCCGAGUACGACCUCAGGACAGCUCUCUGUUCGAAACGCGCCAUUUCUGCGACACCUUUCUGCCAACAUUAA
Molecule: messenger RNA, 5427 nt
Organism: Caenorhabditis auriculariae
Lineage: Eukaryota; Metazoa; Nematoda; Chromadorea; Rhabditida; Rhabditidae
Source: the annotation of a GenBank genome assembly